GAUUAAUUUUUUUUUAUUCUGUUUUCUUUUGUGGACUUUAAGAGAGUGUCUCUUUUGGGUCUUGUUUACUUGCAAGGAAUGGAUGGUGGUGAUGUUCAUUCCUGAUGCCAACUAGUAUUAAAGACAGUGAGCCAGUGUUAAAUUUUCUAGGUUUAAUUUCUUGGACUUGCUGGAAUACUUGAAUUGCUUGAGAGAUUUUUGUAGUAAGAGCUGAAUUACAUACACACAGAGCCCCCCAAAAGAAGAAGAAGCAGCAGCAGCAAACUUUGUCCGUUUAUUAGUGUACUUUUUUUCCUUCAAGGGGGGGCUCUUCUUUUGGCUACUUGGGAAGUUGAGACUUUUGGCGUCGUUUUUGCAAAUUCAUGAUCCAUUGAAGCAUGCUGUACAGAGAUUCUUUUAGAGCAUGAGCUCUACGUCAACUCAAAUUGCUGCCCUCAGAGGAAUGGGCAUUUAUGAGCCCUUUAACCAGAUUAGCUCAUGGGCACACGCCUUCAGAGAUGAUGGUAGCCUAAACAUUGGCCCAUCCACAAUUGUGCAGGUGGAUGCUGGGCUAGACGACAAGAGUGAACAUGUUUCACAUGAAUCAAUGGAACCGUACAGAAGCGAUCAAGAAGCACACAAACCUGCUGAUAAGAUACAAAGACGAUUGGCACAAAAUCGUGAAGCAGCUCGCAAAAGUCGCUUGCGGAAGAAGGCUUAUGUUCAACAAUUAGAAUCCAGCCGAAUGAAGUUGGCCCAGCUGGAGCAGGAACUUGAAAGAGCUAGGCACCAGGGUGCUUACUUAGGCAGUGCAUCAAAUUCUAGUCAUUUAGGAUUUUCAGGAACAGUAAAUCCAGGAAUUGCUGCAUUUGAGAUGGAAUAUGGACAUUGGGUUGAAGAACAACAUAAGCAAAUCUCUGAACUUAGGAAAGCAUUGCAAGCUCAUAUAACUGAUAUUGAGCUCCGAAUACUUGUUGAGAAUGGCUUGAACCACUAUAACAAUCUUUUCCGUAUGAAAGCAGAUGCUGCGAAGGCUGAUGUAUUCUAUCUGAUAUCUGGCAAAUGGAGAACGUCAGUAGAACGCUUCUUUCAGUGGAUCGGAGGAUUCCGCCCAUCAGAACUUCUAAAUGUUCUCAUGUCACAACUUGAGCCUUUGACUGAUCAACAACUCGCUGAUGUCUGUAACCUUCGUCAAUCAUCUCAGCAAGCUGAAGAUGCUCUAACUCAAGGAAUUGAUAAACUCCAGCAGACUCUGUCCCAAAGCAUAGCAGUUGAUGUAAUGGGUGUUGGGGGUUAUGGUCAGAUGGCUGAUGACAUGGAGAAGUUAGAAGCUCUCGAGGGAUUUGUGAACCAGGCCGAUCACCUUCGGCAACAAACUCUGCAGCAUAUGUCUCGGAUAUUAACAAUGCGCCAAGCAGCUCGUGGUUUACUUGCAUUAGGAGAGUACUUUCACCGUCUUCGUGCUCUCAGUUCUCUAUGGGCCGCUUGUCCUCGUGAACCCACUUAGUCAACAGAGGUAGGAUCCGAGAAAACCACUCAUAUCUAAGUUGAUUUCCCUCAAGCACCUGUGCCUCUGCAGGGGAAUGAGUUCUUGUGGCUUUUGUAAUACGGACAAAUAUUUGAUCCAGUUAUAUGUUUUUUCAAAGCAGUUAUUCUUAAGUUUAAACGGUGUAAAUAUGAAUCUUAAUGAUGCGUUCCUGAAGCAGCAACCUUACUUAAUUAAGUUGAUGCUCGGUACAUGAUGUAUAUAUUGUUAAAAAGUGUUAGAAAGUUUCAUUUGAAAUGCAGGUCAUGUUUGUACUA
Messenger RNA from Populus trichocarpa (black cottonwood), 1782 nucleotides. RefSeq names its product transcription factor TGA7. Bases 404 to 1486 code for a protein of 360 amino acids. The record is from RefSeq and is a predicted model, not a curated record. NCBI's taxonomy places the organism in Eukaryota, Viridiplantae, Streptophyta, Magnoliopsida, Malpighiales, Salicaceae. Gene Ontology annotation, biological process: regulation of DNA-templated transcription; DNA-templated transcription. Gene Ontology annotation, molecular function: DNA-binding transcription factor activity; sequence-specific DNA binding. The transcript is spliced from 9 exons.